CCGUGGCGCAGCCCAGAUCUAGUUGAGGACUUAAGGAUGCGGAUCCCAGGACGUGAUGGGACGACCCGGAGGAGCCUCGGCGCGCGCUGCUGUUGCGUAUUUGAUCCGUGGAUUUGACACAGCUGAGAUAAAACGCGCCACACGCCGCCACCUCUGAGGACCGCGGAGUCGCGUGCGAACGGUUCCAACCGAGGCGCGUGUCUGCCAGCAGGUGCGCCGACUGUCCUCUGAACUCACCUGGGAUGAUAAUGUGUGUUUGUCCUUUUUUAUUCCUCUCGGACACGUGUGGGAGUGUGGAUCUAAAGCCCUGAACCGUGGAGUUUGGAUGUGAUUGUGGUAAAGGAGAUGGGACCUGCUGAUUGGAAAUGAACGUAUCUUUUUAAACACAUCCGGUCAUUCUGGAAGGAUGCUGUCGAAGGUAUCUCCACAAUUUGGGCAGAUGAGUUAAGAUCUAAGUUCAGUCCUGCUCUUAAAACCACUCGUGGUGUCGUUUCUCGGGGAAAGUUUGAAGACCGGGACGCGGCGGCAGAGGAGGAGGAGGAGGAGGAAGAGGAGGAUGGACGCGCCAGGACGCAGAGCUCAGUGAAAGCCACAUACGGAGGAUUUAGAUCCAUGUCAUAAUUGGUGUCAUUUGUGGAUGGUUUUUGUGCUUGUGGUUUUUCUCCAAAGGGGGGCAGGACUACUGGAGAAUGCGUACCCGAAGUGUGGAGUCCUGCUCGGGCUGGAGGGGAGAGCAGCGGACCCCCCGAUCCCUUCCUGGGACCACAGGUGUUCUCUGUUCUCAGUGACUUCAAAUCCCAAAAUGCCGAGCUGUGGGUGAAGCUGCUGACGUGUGGGUGGAGCUGACCUGUGGGCGGAGCUGACCUGUGGGUGGAGCUGACCUGUGGGCGGAGCUGACCUGUGUCAACCUCCCUCGUCUCUUUAUCCUCUAGUUUUCCAUUUCCCCCUCACUUCACCUUCUCCUCCUCCCGUUCUUCUACAAACCCCGCCCUCCUCGCCCUCCCAUUAAACCCCGCCCCCCCCAAACCCACCACCACCUCCUCCUCCUCCUCCCCCCACAGCACACAUGCAGGCCAAGAAGCGGUACCUGCUCGUGUCUGUGGGGGCCGGUCUUCUCUUCCUCGUCUACCUGUGGGCUCUGCAAAUCGGGGAGUUCCAGCAGCAGCCAUACCAGUAUCACCAGUUUCCCCAGUACCCCCAGUACCCCCAGUACCACCAGCCAGACUACCAACUGCACCACCAGGGCCUGGAGGUGUACCAGCCAGGGCUGCAGCCUCUGCCCCAGAGAAGCCCGUCCAGACAGCCCAGACACUGGCCUGAGUCGACCGGACAGCUGGAGCCUUAUCUGGAGGGGGGAGAGCAGGAGGAGGACACCCCUCAGCUCCAUCACCAGCACACCUCGCCCCGUGAACGCCGCGCCAUCCGUGACAACAUCUACAAAAACAAGCGCUGUCGCAUGGAAACCUGCUUUGACUUUACUCGCUGCCAGUGGGGCUUCAAGGUUUACAUCUACCCCCCGCAGAGAGGGGACGAGGUCUCCGAGACCUACCAGAAGAUCCUGUCGUCCAUCGAGGAGUCCCGCUUCCACACCGCCGACCCCCUGCGGGCCUGUCUGUUCGUCCUGGCCGUGGAUACCUUGGACCGGGACCAGCUCUCGGCCCAGUUCGUCCAGAACGUCAGGACCCGGAUCCAGAACCUGCCCACGUGGAACGAUGGCAGGAAUCACCUCAUAUUCAACCUGUACUCUGGCACCUGGCCGGACUACACCGAGGACCUGGGCUUCGAGGUGGGCCAGGCCAUGUUAGCCAAGGCCAGCGCUGACGUGGUCAACUUCAGACCCCACUUCGAUAUCUCCAUCCCUCUGUUCUCCAAGGAUCACCCCUUAAAGGGAGGGGGCGUAGGGUAUGUGACCCUGAACGACGCCCCCCCGUCCAGGAAGUACCGGCUGGUUUUCAAAGGGAAGCGUUAUCUAACAGGCAUCGGCUCGGAGACCAGGAACGCUCUGUAUCACAUCAACAACAGAGAAGAUAUUAUUCUGUUGACGACGUGUAAACACGGCAAAGACUGGGAGAAGCACAAGGACUCACGCUGUGACAAAGAUAACGAAGAAUACUCAAAGUACGACUACCAGGAGCUGCUCCAUAACUCCAGUUUCUGUCUGGUUCCCCGGGGCAGGCGUCUUGGAUCCUUUCGUUUUCUGGAGGCCCUGCAGGCAGCCUGUAUCCCAGUGAUCCUCAGUAACGGGUGGGAGCUUCCCUUCUCUGAAGUCAUCGACUGGAGGAAAGCCGCCAUCAUCGGAGACGAGCGACUGCUGUUACAGGUUCCCUCCAUUACCCGAUCCGUGGGCCGUGACAGGAUCCUGGCUCUCCGCCAACAGACUCAGUUCCUCUGGGACGCCUACUUCUCUUCUGUAGCCAAAAUCGUCUUAACCACACUGGAGAUCAUCCAGGACCGUGUGGACUCUCACGUCUCCAGAAACCACCUGUUGUGGAAUUCCUUACCUGGUGGUCUGUACGCGCUCCCCCAGUUCUCCACAGACCCCGCCCAGUUCCCUUUUUACUACGCCAAACUAGGUAAGAGUCCGUCGCAGCAGUUCACGGCAGUCAUCCAUACGGUUACUCCUCUGCAGUCCCAGAUCUCCCCCGUGGUGAAGCUCAUCAUCGCCGUCGCCAAGUCCAAGUUCUGUGCACAGAUAGUGGUUUUGUGGAACUGCGACAAGCCUUUACCUCCGAGGAACAAGUGGCCCUCCACCAGCGUGCCUCUCACCGUCAUCCAAGGACACACCAAGAUGAUGACCAGUCGUUUCUUCCCCCAUGAAGUCGUCCUCACCGACGCCGUCCUCAGUCUGGACGAAGACUCGGUCCUGUCGACCAAUGAGGUGGAUUUCGCCUUUAUUGUUUGGCAGAGUUUCCCUGAACGCAUCGUGGGUUAUCCGGCCAGAAGCCACUACUGGGAUAGUUCCAGGUCGCGGUGGGGCUACACCUCCAAAUGGACCAACGACUACUCCAUGGUCCUGACAGGGGCGGCGUUCUACCACAGAUACUACCACUUCUUGUUUACACACUACGUUCCGGCGAACCUGCGCACGACAGUCGACCGUUUGGCUAACUGUGAAGACAUCCUGAUGAACUUCCUGGUUUCAGCUGUUACUAAGCAACCGCCAAUCAAAGUCACGCAGAAGAAGCAGUACAAGGAGACCAUGAUGACCCAGGGUUCUAAGGCGUCCCGGUGGGCCGACCCGGACCACUUUGCCCAGCGUCAGACCUGCAUGAACGCCUUCAGUCACUGGCUGGGCUUCAUGCCUCUGGUCCACUCCCAGAUGAGGCUGGACCCCGUGUUGUUCAGGGACCAGGUCUCCAUCCUGAGGAAGAAAUACAGGGACAUCGAACGGCUAUAAACGCAGAAGGACACACACACACACACACACACACACACACAGACACGUGGAGGUGUGUGUGUGUGUGUGUGUGUGUGUUAGAUGAAUGUACACACUGAACGCCAGCAUUCACGAGGCUGUAAAGGAAAACACACACUGGACAUAAAAGGAUGAAACAGACGGGUGUGUUCAGCGUUGAACCACAUAUUUCUAUGAAAACAACCCCAGCGCUGCGUCCUUCAUGUGUUUGAAGGCGGUGCGUGACUGUGCAUAUGUGGCAUCUGACAGAAAACAUAUAAAUACGAUUGCAUGGAUUCACAUGCAACCAGACCUGGACGCGGUUCAGGGAGGCCCAGUCCUGAACAGACGUAUGUAAGUGUUGCAUGGAUUGAACUAAACAAACUGUACCAGGACCUGAAAACAUAUAUAAAAAAAAUAGGAACAGAUGAAGUGAUGGUGGAUGGGAGGUGGCCUUUAAUU
Messenger RNA from Sphaeramia orbicularis (orbiculate cardinalfish), 3856 nucleotides. RefSeq names its product exostosin-1a. The record is from RefSeq and is a predicted model, not a curated record. The coding region runs from base 1067 to 3397 and encodes 776 amino acids. Gene Ontology annotation, molecular function: glycosyltransferase activity. Gene Ontology annotation, cellular component: membrane. The transcript is spliced from 13 exons. Lineage: Eukaryota; Metazoa; Chordata; Actinopteri; Kurtiformes; Apogonidae.